Oldenlandia corymbosa var. corymbosa is the source of this 2099-nucleotide messenger RNA. NCBI's taxonomy places the organism in Eukaryota, Viridiplantae, Streptophyta, Magnoliopsida, Gentianales, Rubiaceae. The record is from the annotation of a GenBank genome assembly.
GUAUAAAUGAAGAAAUCAAAAUUAGUGUGCGGAUUAGUAGAUUAAUUUUAACUACAAAUUUACUAAACCAACAUUUAAGAAACUUGGACUAGACUCAUCUUUAUUGCUUUUUGGUCCAUUUAGAGUUGAUCUACCACGAAAGAAAAGCCCAGCCUCCUCAUACGGGGAAACGUAUAAAAAGCCGAGCAAAUGGCAGAAAGACCGGAAGAAGGUGGAUUUGAGGAAGAAACCAGAAACGGAGUGAGGUCAGAGCUUAGUUACCGCUUUCACUCAUCUAAUCAAAACAAAGUGAGGACUUCAAGGAAGGCUAUAGAGAAUGAGCAAGAGACCUCCACCCGAUCCUGUAGCGGUGCUCAGAGGCCACCGAGCCUCUGUGAUGGACAUCUGCUUCCAUCCAUCGAGAAAGAUACUGUUCUCCGGGUGUUGUACAUUUCCAUGUUAUCAUUUUAUAGCUUAAAUUCUUGGACAUUUUAAUCUGUGUAGUUCCGUAUCCAAUUUAAGGUAGUGUACCCUCAUUAAUCAUAAGUAAGAAUGUUGAGAUCAUCUGAUGAUGUGUGUACUAAAGUAACAAACAUAUUAGAAAAAUGGGUUGCUCCGAAAGAAGAAAGUGAAAACAGUAUGUUUAAAAUAAUGUGGACAUGAGUAGACACUUCAUACUCUUGGACGGAAAGAAAGGCUCGAUUCAUUUCAGUAACCAGAUUAUAUGCACUGAUAGAGCACGAUGGUUACAUAUAUAUGUGCGUGUAUGUGUUUUUAACCCCACCUAGUGUAAUGUAUGCUUUUGUUGUUACUAUUGUUGUAUCUUGAUUGUUACUUAAUGAGCUCGUGUUCAUGUACAGGGCUGCUGAUGGUGAAUUGCGUAUUUGGGAUACCGUACAGCGCCGCACAGUUGCAUCUGCAUUAGUACAUACUGCGGCACAUGGAAUUAUUGGUGUUGCAGCCAGUCCUUUGAUUGGAGAAGACAAAGUAAUUAGCCAAGGCAGAGAUGGAACUGUAAAGUGUUGGGACUUUGGAGAUGGGGGUCUUUCUAGGAGUCCGUUACUUUCAAUUAAAACAAAUAGUUACCAUUUCUGCAAACUUUCAUUGGUAAAGAAGCCCAUACAUUGGCCGAGGCAAACUGAUGGAAUAGAGAACUUCCAAGAUGCAGUUCAUGGGAAAACUGCAGCUCAAGAAAGUCAAACUCAGGGUUCAGGCACAAUAGAAGAUUAUGCACAAGUCAAGGAAAUGAAAUAUGUUGCAAUCGCAGGAGAGCAGUCUUCUGUGGUCGAGCUCUGGGAUCUUGCUGCUUCGAAAAAGUGUCUUCAGCUCCCUGAUUUCCCUUCUGGCUCAGUUAAUCCACUGACAAAGGAACGAGGAAUGUGUAUGGCAGUUCAAGCAUUUUUGUCUUCUGAAUACCAGGGCUACCUUAAUGUUUUAACCAGUUACGAGGAUGGGUCCAUGGGCUGGUGGGACACAAGGAAUCCUGGAGCUCCAUUGACGACUGUUAAGUUUCAUUCAGAACCAGUUCUCAGCCUCUGUGUGGAUUGGUCGUGUGGUGGUGGUAUCUCUGGAGGCGCUGAUGAAAAGAUUGUGAUGUUCAAUUUGGAUUAUGCAUCGGGUUCUGUUAUGGCCAAGAAAGAAAUUAUUUUGGAACAACCUGGAAUUGCAGGAGCCUCAAUUCGACCAGAUGGCAAAAUUGCUGCAGUUGCCGGCUGGGAUCACCGAUUAAGGGUUUACAAUUAUCGAAAAGGAAAUCCAUUGGCUAUAUUGAAAUAUCAUCAUGCCACGUGCAACGCUGUUUCAUUCUCAUUGGACAGCAGGCUGUUAGCUUCUUCAUCAGAAGACACUACUGUGGCAUUGUGGGAACUAUACACUCCUCAAAGUGUCAUAUGAAUCAACUCCGGGCCAGUUCAUUUCGAUAGCUAGCUUAUUAUUUUAGACUUAGUGGCCUUCUCAUCUUGACUAACAAUAUAAAAAUCACUGAACUCUUGGCUAACAAAGAGAGAGAGUGUGUGUGUGUAUAUAUAGUACCACCCUAACUUUUCCAUCUUACGUGGUUUGAGCUGUAGUUUGCUGGUUGAGGAUUGCAUUAUUUGUUAUACAAUGGAGAUAACUGUAAC